This is a messenger RNA of Nezara viridula (southern green stink bug), 13390 nucleotides long. NCBI's taxonomy places the organism in Eukaryota, Metazoa, Arthropoda, Insecta, Hemiptera, Pentatomidae. The record is from the annotation of a GenBank genome assembly.
UAGAAUUCAUAACUGUAAAAGAACUGGUUCAUAACUAGUAUUAAUAAAUUAUAUGUAUGUAAAUGUAAUAAAAUUUUCCUAUUUUUUGUUUAAUUUAAAUUAUUUAUUCUGCUUUUCAGUCUGAUGAUCCUCCGUUUCGACCAUCUGGUGUUGGCCUAGGCAAAGGAAAACCAUUCUACGCCUCUAAAAUAGCAAAGAAAAAACUCGGGUUAGGCCCAGGUCGGCCCAAAGGAAGUGGGAAAAUGUCUUCUAUUGCGUUAUCUCACUUUCAAAAGAGACCUCGUUACGCAGAUUUUGGUAGGAAGCGAGGUGCUAAAACGAAAAUGAGAGGAAUAUUCGGUGUCCCCGGGCUUGGUUUACAGAGACCUUUAAUGGAUUCUAAUACCAAACCUGAAGACGAACCAGGACUUGAAAAUAAGUUGGUUCUUGUAUCAUCUCGUGACAAAUACGUUUUAAGUCAAGACGUUUGUGUUAUGUGUGGUGCUCUAGGGCAAGACCAGGAAGCAUGUCUUAUAGCUUGUGCACAGUGUGGGCAGUCGUAUCAUCCCUACUGUGUAUCAGUUAAGGUUACCAAAGUGAUGCUUCAGCGUGGCUGGAGAUGCCUUGAUUGCACGGUAUGUGAAGGCUGCGGCCAAAGAAAUGACGAAGGACGAUUAAUAUUAUGUGACGAUUGUGACAUUUCAUACCACAUCUAUUGCAUGGACCCUCCACUCGGUGCCGUGCCUUCAGGUGUUUGGAAGUGCAAGUGGUGUGCCCAUUGCCAGACCUGCGGAUCCAACAGCCCAGGUCCCAAUGCAACGUGGCAGUCCAACUUCACCCAGUGCGGACCUUGUGCUUCAAGAACUGUUUGUCCAGCUUGCCUAGAGCUUUAUACAGACGGUGAUCUCAUAAUUAAGUGUAUUCACUGUGAUAGGUGGUUACAUUGCCUCUGUGAUACAAUAUCUAACGAAAAUGAAGCGGAAGCGUGCUGUGCGCAAGGUUAUACUUGCAUCCUCUGUAGGCCAAAUAAUGCUGCUUUGGUAUUACCUGCUACGACACCAUCAAGAGCUCCAUCACCUGAAAUUAACUUAGAAAGCAAAGCUACAGACUAUUAUGUAGAUGGUGUUUGCCUAUCCGAAACCGGACUGCAAUUAAUCAAAACUCUUUCAAUGGAUAAUGGAAAUCAACCAGUUCGGCGUAAAAGGCCAGGUUUCAGAAGGCAGGAUCCCUCCGUUGACCUAUCUGUAGAUGAUAUAGAAAAUGAAGGGAAAGACGCAGUCUACAAAGACGGUAUGAUCUGGGGCUCUAAAGAAAAUGGUCCGAUCCCAAGUCCACCUGAAGGCUUUACAUUGUACACCCGGGAAUGUGGAGUCGUCGUCUUGAAACGGAUAAAGAAGAGAAAUCUUCAGAGGCUUGGCAUUGGUGGCUUCACCACUGUAAAGAUGAGGAGCUCCAGGUUCAAAGAAGAUGAUGAACAUCUUUAUCCUGAAGAAAAACCCAGGAGGAAACCUAGAGUUCCUAAGAAGAAAAGCAAAAUUGCCGAGAGUUAUCCUAGACAUCUCCAAGAAGCUUUCUUUGGCAAAGAAUUACUCGAUACAACUAAGGAAACCUCCCAAGAAUUAGAGAGCACUGGUGAUGAAUCAGAUGAAGGAAAAUUAAGGGUUGUCGAAGAAGAGAGCUCUAACCAGGAAAAUGUUAGCGAUAAAAGGAGGGAAGUCGCCAACAGUUCAUCUUCAGCUAAAAUAACUAUAAAGGAGGAAGAAGGUAGCGAUGGUGAGACGUUGAAGGAUAUUCUACAUCUCCCUGAAAAUCUUCUUCACAAUGAUCUAGUCAACACAAUCAUGAAUGAAAGUGCAGAUAGUAUCAAAUCAGAAAAUCUAAUGUCAGAGAGCGGACAUGAAGGUAGUGGCAGCCAAAAAGACGAACUAUGUGAUAUUCUCGGACCUCAUUUUAAUAUAGAAUCUAUGGUAAGAGAAACAGGUCUUCCAAACAUGGACAGCAAAGAUGUUGAAGAAAUUUUCAAAGGAGUUCUUACUGAUGAGAGUCGAAAUCAGAGCCAUCAUAAUCAACCGUCCCCCCAUCAACAGCAUCCUGUUCCUAAAAGUACACCUACAGGAAUGGCUUCUUCUCCGCUCCAAUAUCCAUCAGCUUCUCCAUAUAAUUCAGAAUAUAGCAAUAGCCCUCAGUUCAGUCCAGAAAGUUCGUGGGAUGAUUGUGGCUCUUAUAACAGGACAACAUCAUUAAAAAUGGAAGCAGAUGAAUCCCUCGGGAGAGACGCUACCAUAUCUCCUGUUCUGUACGCCAACAUUAAUCACCCAGAGUGGAAGAAAGAAUAUCCAAGUUGGAAUGAACGUUUCAAACAAAUUUUAAAGAAAUGGCGUGCUCUACCCUCUGAAGAGAAAGCUCCUUAUCUUCAACGUGCAAGAGACAAUAGAACAAACUUUCGCAGUAGAAAGCAGGAGCAUGACAAAACAUUAAAUACCAAAUCUUGCCGGGAAGCUGAACAAGAGCGACAGUGGAAGGAGUUGCAAGCUCUGAGGCAGCAGCAGCAACACAUGCUAUCUCAAACGAGGGUUCAGCAAGGUACAAAUACAAAGGAUAAUUACGUGAUAAUGAACCGUGUCCGCCAAGUUGGUAAUGCAGGACUUGUACAAUUUUCAACAAAUGAGCAGUCUCCAUCUCCCCAUUUGACGCAACAGUUACAGGUUUCAACUUCCACUCAGGAGGCUAAUCUAGGAGGUUUAGGAUCGCCUAGAGCACAGUUUGCUUCUGGUACUGGUGGCACAGUUAAGGUCGCAACUCCUGGUGGUACCAUUUACCGACAGGUGAGGCCGCCUCAAUCGCCUUUUCAGAGCCCAAGGCAACCUGCUACACCACAGCAACAGCAGGAGGAAGUUAGGCAACUCAGGGAUCUCUUACAGAGGCAACAAGUCAAACAAGAAGGAACGGAAACCGUCUUGUCUAGUGGUGUUCUUCAAGGAGUACAAAUGAGACCUCAGCCCCCUAGGAGCAGCCUGCACCCACAGGUUGUUCAUGGUAUGGAACCUAGAGUCAGGUUAGUAGUACAACAACAGGCCUCCAGGUUUCCAGGAACCACUCAAGUGAGAUUGGCUGCUCCUAGGACACAACUUCAAGAUCAGUUCCUCAUCCAACGGCAGUUCGCUGUGGCCGCUGCUGCCCAACAUGCUCAUAAUGCAAGUGCAAUAAUUAGGAAUAGUAGUACUUUAGUUGAUCAAACAAGAUUGCAAACUCUGCCAGUCGACCAAAGAAUCCAAACCGGAGGCCGAGGAGAAGGAGAAGAAAUACCAGAGAGUGUUACUGCAGAACUUGAAAAGUUGGAGGAAGAAGGAGGUACCAUUGGUGGUGAAGCUGAUGAGGUUUCCGCAAUCUUCUCUGACCUAGUGGAAGAUGACGAUGAAUUACUUGCGGAAAUGGGUCCAGAUUUUAACAUCCUUGAAUAUGCUGAUCCAGAACUUGACACUGUAUCGGGAGGAGAAAAGACAAAUAUCCUUGAUGAUCUAGAAGACGAAGUUGAGAAAAAAAAACAAGUUGGGAGUUCCAGAAAAGAAGAUACUGCACGAAGGAGGUCUGCAGAAAGUAUUAAUAAAGAGCUUACCGAACCUAGACCAGAAAGUAAACCAAGCGAAGAAGUGAAUAGGGUAUCUGUAACAUCCACACCACCCCAUCUACCUCAACAGAUAUCACUAACUGGAAAAAGCGGCAUUGGCCAACCAAAAAUUAUUGGAUCAGGUUACCAAACACAAUUUGCAACUCCAACUACGCCCCUCCCAAGGAUGCAAGUUUUGCAAGGUGGAAAUCAAGUGAGUCGUGGAGGCGCAAGCUUCGUCGGGAAUCCUCCACCACCUCCCCCACCUUAUCCUGGCCCCCCUCCUCCAUAUCCGGGGCAGCAAGCUGCGAUACGAGGAAGGGGUGUUAGAUCGCACAUCAUCCCAGGCCCAGCAUCGCAGGCUCAACAAAGAAGAACCUUGCUACUUCAAGAGCAACCACUACUGUUGGAAGAAUUACUGGAAGAGGAGAAAAGGGAGCAAGAGAAAGCUUCAGUAACACCCUCUCCAGCGAGUUCCCUCAUGAGUGACGCUGACUUUGAGAUGCUGAGGGCCGAUGUCCUCGGCUCAAGGACCACCAGCCCUCCUCAGUCUCAAUCUCUCGGCACUCUUAAUCUUGUCGGACAACCUCCUCCGCCCCCUCCAGAAAAUAUCGUGACCGAGGCUGAUAGGCAGGCCCAGAUCCAAUAUGAAGCAUGGCUCAGGACAACCGGAAGUGCAGUCAGCCAACAGAUACGAUAUUUUGAAACAGAAGUUCAAAAAUUAAGAAAAAUACGCAAGUCGUUAAAUAGUAAACAGCGACAAUUGAGAAAAAAUGGCAAUGAAUUAAAUGAGAAAGACGCUAUAGAGCUACAGCGUGUAACCGGCGAACAAACAACUUUACAGAAACACCUGGAAGCAGCCCGAAAACAAAGCAGGCAGCAUACCAUGGUGAUGCAGGAAUAUCAAACGAAACAGGAUAGCAAAGGAGGUGGAGGUAGCGCUGGUUCUGCUUCUCCGCAGUCUCCUCUUUUGUCGCCGGCUGGUGGAGGCAUCGGUGGACAUCAGUCCCACCAACCUUCCCCUCAAACAUCGUCGGUCUCCCCAGUAAGACAUAGCCCAGCCGGAACACCACAUUCACAGAGUGGUGAUGACAAAAGCGAAGGCAGUGGUCUUCCAUCUCCCAGGCCACCCCCCAUGACACCCACUCCGCCUAGCCCUCAUCAAUUCCAUCAGAUAAGGCAUCCCUCGAUGGUGUCAAGGUUUGCCAGAUCCCCUGAAGGAGGAUUAAGGCCACGUUUGGCUCCUCUCCAAACGUCUGGUUUCAAUUCUCCCAGGGGAAUGUCGCCUCAACCGCCAUCUCCUCAGACAAUGAGAUUGACUCAACAGCAGCAACUUCUCCUUCAAAGACAUCAACUUCAGCAGCAAAAACAGCAGAUUCUAGAACAGCAUCCUGAAGCGGGGGCUAUUCUGAGUAGACAACUCUUGAGACAAGAACCACAGAGACAGUACAGAACAUUCCCAGGUCCUCAGAGUCCUGGUUCUCAAGGAGGGUCUCCAUUGUAUAGUCCUCGUGCUCCACCUAGUCCGAUGGUUUACCAAGGACUUCAGACACCGACAUCUCCGAUGCCUCAGUUUACCCAGCCCACAUCUCCAAUGCAGUCUCCUCGUUUACAGUAUGCACCUAGUAGUCCUCAUCAACAGCAAUAUCGUCCCAACUCCCCCAUGGUACCAUCCCCUAUGAGAAGGCCAUCCUCAGCUAGUCCACAAGGAGAAGGUGGUGGAGGAAAUCCCUUCAAUCCUAACAACCCUAUUCCUAUACCUCCUGAAAUACGGAGGUUAAAAUUAGGCUUAAAAGGAGGUUCGCCUAUGUGGAGUGAUAAGAGAAAAAGGGUGCAACCUAGUACCAGUUCAGAAAAAGUUGCUAGCUUAGUUUGUGUGGACUACAACGAUUUUGAAGAGGAAUCUCCUCCUAUUACUCCACCAUCUAAACCUGCCUUAAUUAAAAAAACAGAAAAUGUUAAAGCUCGACAAUCCGAAGACACAGAUUCAGAAUUAACUGUUUAUGAUGAUAUUGUGUUAGUUGAAGGCUGCAAAGAAACUAACUUGGAAGUUGCAGAGUUGCGGUCUGCAUUAGAAGGAAAUGUCAUGUCCACUGUCGUUUCCAUGCCAAUGGUUAUAGAUUCGGGCCAGAUUCAGAUGAUGGAUGUUGAAGGGGAGUUGCUUGAUGACCUUGUAGUUUUGGGUGUAGGAAAUGGAACCACCGACAGUGAUUGUAUUUUAGAAGUGAACAAAGAUCUCAUUUUGGACGAUGAUGUUAAAGAAGAUGAACUUGAUGAUGGUUCUCCACCAAGAGCUAGGAUGCAAGGUAAAGUUCUUCCUGGUGGAGGCUCUCAUAAUUCACCUUCUCCUGAAUCUAGAAAUAACUGUGAUAUAUUCAAAAAAGUCGAGGAAAAGUCUAAAAAACUGGAAAAGGAGAGAAAAAGUACUGAUGAAAGGACAGUUCCUGUUCAACCAAACAUUGUAGUCUCGCGAACUCCAACAACCUUUACACCUGUCGUUACUCAGAAAUCAAUACCAAUAGCUGACAAUCGUCAAUUAGCUAUGCAGCAAGCAGCUGUUGCUAGCCUUGUCCAAGAUGCUGUAAAUGCUGCAAAGUUGGCAGCUGAAGCCCAAAAUCUGUUGAAAUCAAGUCAGGCCAAUGAACAGCACAGAAACGCAAUUUCCCGUGGCAAUUUUGUUCCAUUAUCGGUUAUUACGAGUAAAGCAGCGGAUAGCGAACCUCUUGUCAACAAUUCCAUCAAGUCUGAUUUAAGAAAGUCAGAACUGAGCAGGUUUCAAGAUGUUGACAACGGGCAAAAAGAGAUGCCAGAAAAUAAACAAGAACAUCAAAAGUUUCGUUUAGAAAAUGCAAGUGAUUUACGAAUAAUUAAUACUGAGAGUUCAAUUAUCAAGUAUAAAACAUCAGAGUCGGUAGAUCGUCAUCAUGCCCAUAAUGAAAUAAAUGUAAUUAAAGAAAAUGAAGAAACUAAUGAUAAGCGAGAUCACAAAAUUGUUGAAAGGAUUAACCAUGUCGCUCCAAAAGUAGAAAAUGUCACUCUUCCUUGUGUCAGUUCGAGUAUCCUUGAGGCUCAGUUAACAUCGAUGUUGAGAACGAGUAGUGAACCCACUUCCAAUCAAAAUUUUAUUUAUGCAGUUGUUAAUCAUACUGUCAAAGACCAGAGGAGGGAAGAAAAUAAUCAGGAUGACAUGAGGGUCGAAGGUCUUGCUGCUCACUUCCAAAGGACUGUUAAAAAUGAAGAGCUUAUGUUGACUGAAAGUGAUAUUUAUAAAAAUUCUAGGAAUCCUCAUCUCAAUAAAAAACAUGGCAACAUAUAUGUGAGUUCUCAGAUAAAGACUGAUACUGUAAUGGUAGGAGGAAAAUCUUAUAAAAUUUAUCAAGCUGGUCCACAAUCCAGUACGAGUGAUAUUCUGACCUUAAGGGAUGACAAGGAAGAAGCAAAUGGCAGAGUUGCCCACAAGGUGAAUACAAUAGAGAGAAGGCUCUCUGUCAGUAAUGAAAAAGCUGCGAACGAAAUGCUUCAACAGAGGGUUGUUUCGAGUUCUGAAACAGCUGAGAAAGAAACACAUCAUUUGAGUUUCGGUGGGCCAAAAGCACAAGUGGUUGCUCAAAAAGAAGAACCAAAAAAGUUUGUUGCCCUUGCUACGAUGUUGUUACCACGGAAUAAUGAAGAGAAAAGAGUAAGACCUGGCGAAGACUCGCAAAAUGUUCUUCUUAAACAGCUGCUUCAGAACACUGCAUGUGCUACCACCACCACUGCCUCUCUACCAAUUGUACCAUCCCUGGAGGCUCAGCUCGCUCGUCCUGUACCUCCAACCCCUUCUUCUCUCUUGCCAUCAGUUUUAAAUGAACCUCCUAAAGAGAUACAGCAGCCAAAACCUCAACACCAGAUAAUAGAAUCACCAAAACAAGAAACACGCCCCCACAUCGGCCCAUCAUCGCUAGAUGAGCUACUGUCCCCACCACCGCCUCCUCAACAGCUUCAGCACCACCCGCCUUCAGCUAUCCAAACAAGUCCAGUAAUCAAGCGUGAACCUGUUUUUUCUUUGAGCCAGCCUGGCCCUGUGAUGACACCCAUGGUGGAUGUCAAAAGGGAAGUCGAAGUUAAAAAAGAAGUGAUGUCUUCUGAUGAAAUGUUGUCUCCAGGACUACGUUUGGAUCAGAUCGACUCCCAACCGCAAGAUAUCAAAAAAUUGAAGAAGCGUCCUUAUCACCAUCAAAAACGACGCCAAAGUUUAGGAAAAGAAAUGAUUGGAGGAACACCGAAAAAGAGGCCUCGAAAGAGCUCGAAAGUAGAAGAAGAUUAUGAUUCUUUCAUAGAUUCUGUUAUGCAUCAACUGAGACAGACUCCCGGAAUGUCAAUUUGUGAACCCAACCUCACUUAUAAUUUUACUGGAUGCCCGCCAUUUGGGGCCGGCGACAUGAGCAAAGUCAAUUCAUGCACACGCCUUGGAGAAUUACGUGGUACUUAUGGCACCGCUUAUUUACCUCAUGAAAAUGAUCAUUAUAAUACAUUACCUUUUGGUGAUCUUCCACCUAAAGCUCCUUCGACACCAGCUACUCAGCGGGGAUUUUAUAACGAGGAGUUCGCACCCUUAAAGUUACACACUGCAAAGGAUGACUUUGAUGAUCGGAAAUAUGAUUACAACCGAGAUCGUGACAAUGAUACACCUGAUACAAUCAUAAGUUCCUCCAGUCCUGAGUGUAUCAUGCCAGAAUUCCAUCCAAGGUUUCCAGGUUUACAAUUAAUAGACUCAGAUAAUGAAGAAGAAAGAUUCCGAUUAUCCAGGUUUUCUCCAGACAUUCCUAUCAUCGCUCCAUUAGCUAUAAGGCCGAAGCCUAUACGAUUCUAUAGUGACAUGGAUAAGGAAAAUGAAACUCCUGACGGCGAGAGAGGUAGAAUUAGGGAAAGUGUAACAGUUACUUUAACACUGACUAGUCAAGCAGCUGACGACGUUCUAUCUGUAUUACGCAAUUUAGCCAAUGUACUCCGAAUACCUGUACCUGCAACGCAUAGCAUUACGGAAAGGAGUUCCGCAUCCCACCGCCUCGGAAUAUAUCGACUGAAGGGCAAAGAUGGCAAAGAAGGAGCUCAAGUCGAUAUCCAAUCUAUUCUGAAUGGAACUGCCAAGUUUUGUAGGCAUUGCGAUGUCGUAAUAAUGAACAAUCUUAUGAGGAAAAAGGCGUCGGAAAUGCCCCUAGUUGCCAGGCAAGGGGAAGAAGAUCUUUACUUCUGCAGUACGUCAUGUUACAUGCAGUUGGCCCUCUCUCAUCCACAGGGUCCCAACAAGGAAAAGGCUUUAACAAUAAUAGAUCAUCUAGAAACACCUUCCAAAAAGACGAAAGUUGAAUCAACAACUGAUUGCAAUGCUGUAAAGAUCGAACCAAAGAAAGAAUUUAAACUUUCUUCGGACCCCUCUUACAUGACUACCAGGGGCUCAGGGAAACGUGAAAAACAAAGUAGUGCUUAUGAUAAAACGGCUGUGACAAAUUCCUAUGCCUCCCAUGCCCUAGGAAAGAAAUCUCCUUCAAGAUAUCGGACAUGGACAACGGCAACUAUUCCACCUCCUUCCGCCAGGCAUAAGAAGCCUACUGACAAGGAAAUUACUGAGAUGCUGUUCAAGAGUGGUAUCACUGUGAUGCCUUUGAAGUUGCCUGAAGAUAGUCGACACUGUCUCCUUUGCCAUCAAGUUGGCGAUGGUGUCACUGAUGGUCCUGCAAGAUUAUUAAAUUAUGAUGUAAAUAAGUGGAUUCAUUUGAAUUGUGCCCUUUGGUCUGAUGAAGUAUAUGAAACAGUGAAUGGAGGUUUGAUGAAUGUUGAAAUCGCUCUUCAAAAUGGCCUUUCAGUUCAUUGUGCUUAUUGUAACACACCUGGAGCUACUUUAAAAUGUUACAAAAUGCGCUGUUCCUUAGUUUAUCACCUACCGUGCGCAGUCAAAGACCAAUGUGUAUUUUUCAAAAAUAAGACGCUGUACUGUAGUAGUCAUGUACCAAAGAAUGAAAAGGAAAAUGAAUUGACUACUUUAUCCGUAAUGAGGCGUGUGUAUAUAUCUCGAGACGAAAAUCGCCAAGUGGCAGCCAUAAUGCACCAUUCUGAACAGACAUCACUUUUGAGAGUGGGUUCCCUGAUUUUUUUAUCCGUCGGUCAAUUACUUCCUCAUCAACUGCAAGCAUUUCAUACACCAAAUUAUAUUUACCCCGUUGGAUAUAAAAUCAUAAGAAUGUACUGGAGCAUGCGCACUGUCAACAAGCGCUGUAGAUACAUUUGCUCCAUUGCAGAUGUGGAUGGCAAACCUGAGUUCCGUAUCACGGUAGAGGAGCGAGGUGAGGCAGAUAUGGAACUUCGUGACACCACUCCAAGAGGAGUUUGGUUGAAGGUUUUAGAACCUCUGGCUGAGCUUCGGAAAGUUUCCUCGGUUGUUCAAUUGUUUUCUCGCUAUGUUACGGGAGAAGAUCUUUUUGGACUUACUGAACCUGCAAUAGUCAGGGUUCUUGAAUCUUUGCCAGGCGUUGAAACACUUAGUGACUAUAAAUUCAAAUAUGGAAGAAAUCCUUUACUGGAAUUACCUUUGGCUGUGAACCCAACUGGCUGUGCUCGUUCGGAAGGGAAACCAAAAGGUUGGAAAAGAGCUCAUACGCAGAGAGCUACGUCUCUUAGGGGGGGAGGAAGUGGUCCUGCGUUUGCUCCAUCUGCUCCACUACCCGGAGAACUUGCCUGCCCCUACUCGAAGCAAUUUGUUCAUUCUAAAUCGAGUCAAUAUAAGAAAAUGAAACAAGAGUGGAGGAAUAAUGUAUUUUUGGCCAGGUCUAAGAUUCAAGGAUUAGGAUUGUAUGCAGCAAGAGAUUUGGAGAGGCAUACUAUGGUUAUUGAAUACAUCGGUGAAAUAAUCCGAUCAGAGCUUGCUGAAACCAGAGAAAAACAAUACGAAGCUAAGAAUCGGGGUAUUUAUAUGUUUCGUCUCGACGAAGACCGUGUUGUUGAUGCUACGUUGUGUGGAGGAUUGGCUCGGUAUAUCAAUCAUUCUUGUAGUCCGAACUGUGUUGCAGAAACAGUCGAAGUUGACAGAGAUCUCAGAAUCAUUAUUUUUACUAAAAGAAGAAUUUCUCGGGGUGAAGAGCUUGCUUACGAUUACAAAUUUGAUAUCGAAGACGACCAACAUAAGAUACCGUGCAUGUGCGGUGCCCCCAACUGUCGAAAAUGGAUGAAUUAACUAGGGAAUAAAUAUUAUAUAUUUUACAAAGUAGAUAGAAUUUAUAUAUAUUUAUAAAUAUAUAAAACCAUAUACAUAAAUAUAAAUAUAUACAUAGCUUUAUAAAUAUGUACAUUUUUUGGGAAAAAAAUAUAUUUAAGGAUAAUUAAAGUUGUAUAGAUAAUGCCUUUUGCACUGUGUAAUAAUGUCUAUAAAUGUAAAGAGUUGUAAAGAGAGACAUUUGUACAAAAUAUCUAAUUGUGAUAUAAAAACUGUUAUAAUUAACCUCUUCUUGCCAAGAGAGGGAGAAGAAUGAAUUGAUCUAAUAUGUAAAGUUAGUCUCAGUUUUGUCCUACAUAUACAUAUACACAUUAAUUAUUGUAUUUACUCUCUGUGUGUAUAUGUGCAUGUUAUCUGAAAUAUGAUAAUUGCUUAUUACAAUAUUCUUUCUAGUGCCUAUUACCUACAUAUAUAUAUAUAUAUAUAUUUAUAUUGAAUAUAACCUAUUUAGAAUCGUGAGUGACAUUAAAAAAAAAAGAAAAAAAAACUUAACGAUUUCUAAGAAAACGCCUUAUUACAUAAACAAUUUUAUCCUUACUAUUUUAUCCACAAAAAUAUAUAAGUAUUAUAGUACAAAAGAUUUUCUAAUAAUGGAGAAUCGUGUAUUAAUUGGUCGUGUUUUAAUUUUAUUUAGAUUUAUUUUAUUUUUGUGGGUUAAAAAUAAAAGGGUCCAAUGUACACAUUUUAUUUUAUCUAAACACUGAGACAAUUAUUAAUAUUUAUUUUUAAACUUUAUUUGAAUUUCUCUUGGAAUUAUUUUAAAUAUAAAAAGUGAACCUGUAAAUAGGGCACUAUCUAGUCUUAUAAUUCAGAGGCAGUUGAUGUUUUUCUUUCUUUUUUUUUUCUUUUUAAAUAAUCGUAUUCUCCAAGACUAUCAUAUAUUUUUUGAUAGUAAUAUACAUAUAUAUAUAUAAAAUUGUAUUAUACAUGUAAUUACACAAAACUUUGUUCAUCAUAACUUAAUUCACUAUAUAUUUGUAUAUCGAUUUUUGAUAGUUUCUCAAAGGUUGUAAUAAUUAAGUAAUAUAUAUAUAUAUAUUUAUACGUAUAUGUACAUAUAUACAUAUAUUUAUAAAUAUAUAAAUGUAAUUAUGUUGACUAAUGAUAGGGUAACUUAGUUUAUUAUUGUAUAUGUUUUAUAUAUUUUGUGUAUCGUCUUUUUUACAGAGUUUAGGAUGAUGUGCAAAUAUGAAUAGUAUAUCAGCUAUAUAUAAUUCUUCCCCUCCCCCAUGUAAUAUGUAUCAUUUAAACCUGAUUAUCGUUCUGUAUAAUUUUAUUUUUGUUUAUUUUGAUUUUGUAUAUAUGAGUAUGGUUACCGUAAAAUAAGAGAGAAAAUAUGAAAUUUUAUCAAAUCUUUUUUUUUUAUUUGAAUUUUAGUAUGUUUACUUCUAUGGACUGUCGUAUAUAUAGAAGAUGUUUUAAAUUAAAAAUUAAUUAUAUCUAAAUAUUUGAAAAUAAUAUUGUUUUUAAUUUAGAUCUGUUUUUUUUUUUUUUUUUUUUUAAUAAGCUUUCGUAUACAAAUCACUUCGAAAAUCAACCAUAAAAUAUUCAUCGGAAGAAUAGUUAGUCUUAAUUUUUUUUUUUUUUUUUUUGAGAUAUAUAAUAAUUAAAAGUUAUUUUAGUAUCGUUUCUUCAGUCGAAGGAAAUAUCCAAUACGAAAGCUUAAAGAAAUUAAUUUAAAUGUAGAUAUAAUUAAUUUUUUCUUAUAUAUUUAUAUAUAUGACAUUUAGUUUAAUUUUUCUUGUUUUCUUUUAUCUUAAAACACAAUGAGCUAGUGGUUGAUUUUUACAUAUUUAAAAAUGUGUGUAGGCGUUAAUGUUUUAAUAUGUCUAAACACAAAUUAUCGCGAAAUCCAAUGCAGCAAUAGAAGUAUAGAACAUCGGUUAUUGUUGCUUUAAAUUCAACCAUGUAUUGCAUCAUUGUAUGCAAUGAUCGCAUUGUGCCUAUUUUCAAAAAAAUUAAUAAAAAAUUAAAAAAAAAAUUGCGAUUGUAAAUUUAUACAGUUUUAAGUUGUAUAAAGUAUUUAUAUCUUAGAUUUUAAAUAGGGAAAAUAAAUAUAUAGAUAUGAUUUGCACUGCAAAGUUGUUUAGUGCAGAUAGGUUUUUUGUUUUUUUUUCUUCCAAAAUUAUUCUCAGUAAGGAAAAAAAAAGAAAAAAAAUUGAUUAUGUCAUUGUGUUAUUCUGAUAUCGGGGUAUUUGAUUUUAGUCUUUUGUGUGUUCAAAAUGUCGACCAUCACUAACACACCUGUAUUUUUAUUAUUUUUUUUUUUUAAAGAAAAUAAUUUUAAUGAAUGAUGCAUUGGAAUGACCCUUGACAUAAAAUGAAAUCGAAGCACUUUAAAUAUAGAAAAAUAUUGUAUUUAAUUAGCGAAAUGUAACUUAUGUUGUUUUACAUUUUGUAUAUCUACAUAUUGUUAAAUUUGGCAUAUGUUAAUUUUGUUUCAUUAAAAUAGUUACUUUUAUUUUACAAUUAUAUUAUAUAGAUGCUUUAUUUAAGAAGAACAUUAUUUGAACUGUCUACAGAUUCUCAUAUAUUGUAGUAUAAGAGAUAUUUUC